Anisakis simplex (herring worm) is the source of this 1341-nucleotide messenger RNA. The record is from the annotation of a GenBank genome assembly. Lineage: Eukaryota; Metazoa; Nematoda; Chromadorea; Rhabditida; Anisakidae.
GAUGAAGAUCGUGUUCAGAUGGAUAUGGCAAAUCAAUUCAUUGUUGAACUCGACUUGAAACGUUCCAUGUUGUACACAAUGCAUCGUUUCUUGAAGAAUCUCCUCUCAGAAUGCUCUUUCGAUCUGUUAUUCAGGCCCGAGCGUGUUGAGCCAAAAUGGAUUGAAUUUGAUCGUGAUCACAGACGUCAAACAUGGCUUGAUUCGUUUUCAGUUGAUGGCGAUUUAUUGAUGUUCACAGAAUCGCUGAGAGAGCAAAACGCAAUAACAUCAAAUAUAUACGCAACGAAUAUGCAACAACCAAAGAGUACUGUACAUAUCCUCAUCGUUAAUUUUGCUACUGAUCUCAUUCUUCUCAAAAAGUCAACCAUUGUUGAACUGACUGCGAGAAAUGUCUCGACGUUUGAUAAAUUGCUGUUUCAAAAGGCAUCUCAAAAAGCAUCGGCACGAGAAUCGUCAACAAAACGACCGCAAUAUGCGACAAAGAACACAAUUUGGACAUACAAACCGUAUUUGGGAGCUUAUCCGUCGAUAGCAAAGCAACAAUCUACAACAACAACAGCUCCUCAUCAGAAAACACCAGCUAAAACCAGACAACCGUCGACGGCAACUGGAACUCGAGAUUGGCUGGAUGCAACAACAACAACAACAACAACUUCUCCACCUGGAGAUGUUGAAAGGAAACCACUCACCGAUGAGGUUUCCUAUAGACGUCCGUCAGGUACACAACCCUCGAUAACAGCCUCAUUCACAAGGAAUACGCCAAGAUAUUCAUCAACACGAAACAUUCCAAAGGAGAAUGAUCAUGAAGAAAGUGGACGAAGUGGAGCAGAAAUGGGUUCAAUAACAAUUGAUGAAAUAGACGAGGAUCAAGCAAGAAGCAUCCCUUCAAAUGGAGAUAAAGCAUUGCAAGGAAAGGAUUUCGAAAGUGUUGAGAGACCGUCGAACGCAGAUUUCGAUGCGAAUAACGACAAUGAUAAAUCUGAAUCACGUACACCAAAAGACCGACAUUCACUGAUGGAGGAUCAGUAUUCGGCAAAUGAUAAACCGAAAGAUAAGUGGAAUGAUCUUGACAAUACUGAUGUUGAUCACUACAAUGAUGGUGAAGAUGAGCUAGAGGACGGUAUAUACGGCAUCAGUGACGAUUUCUCGAAUGAAAGUGGUCCGAGACCCCGUCCAACAAAACAUCCGCGUCAGAAUACCGGUGAACCACAAUCGCCUCCUCAAAACGAAACACUCAAAAGUGUUGCUGCUAAACAUUACUCGCAUAUUGUCAGUUUUGACAAUCAAAUUUUCAGAAUUUUCCUUUUAUUCUUCGUUUCACUGCAAAUGAUGCAUUACUGA